Messenger RNA from Momordica charantia (bitter melon), 1901 nucleotides. RefSeq names its product rust resistance kinase Lr10. Gene Ontology annotation, molecular function: protein kinase activity; ATP binding. Lineage: Eukaryota; Viridiplantae; Streptophyta; Magnoliopsida; Cucurbitales; Cucurbitaceae. The record is from RefSeq and is a predicted model, not a curated record. Gene Ontology annotation, biological process: protein phosphorylation.
UUCUUGUGAACGCUUAGAAGCCAUCGCCUUCUUCCCCUGUUCCUUCCCCCUCACGUCUCGCUCUCUCGCAACAAUUGGAAAAUGUCAAAUUCGAGAUUUAUGAAUCGAAGAAGUCAAGCUUGGAAUGUUCAAGGUUACUUCCAAUUCUUCCCCAAUCGUUUAAGAAGAAAACUCCUCAUGAACUCAUCGAUUCGUUCUUCAAUCCAUCAUCUUCUCCAUUUUCACUCUUCGCCUGUCAAAUCCUCUCUCUCGAAGCCCUAGCAAGUUUCAAGCGCAUUACAAGGCGUGGAGGAAUGAUCGGAAUAGCUCUGUUGUGCCAAUUCUCCCCUCCAGAUGCGCCGGACUUCGGCGGCGGUGGAAAUCCAGCCAAUACCUUAGUUGCUCUCUAUGUGGUGGGCUCGGUGAUCUCCUUGUUGGUUCUUGCGGGGAUUGGCAUAUCUGCUUAUAAGUUUGCCAAGGCAGCUACACCAGGCGUUGUAAGAGAGUUGAGAAACAUAAAUACUCCUCCUCCACCUGUCCCUUUUCCUAACAUGGCUCCCGCAGUUCCUUGGGAAGUUGAUGCACCAACAAUGGAGAAAUUUUUUCAGGAGAUUGCCGAAGAAAAACCAGUCAGAUUCACUGCUCAGCAACUCUACAACUUCACAAGCAACUACUCAACACGGCUUGGUUCUGGAGGUUUUGGCGAAGUUUACAAAGGAAAGUUCCCAAAUGGGGUGAACAUUGCAGUGAAGGUUUUGAAGAAAAGCUCAGACAAAAGGGCUGAAGAGCAAUUCAUGGCYGAGAUAGGAUCCAUUUGCAGAACUUAUCAUAUAAAUUUGGUCAGGCUUUAUGGAUUUUGCUAUGACCAUUUCAUGAGUGCACUUGUCUUUGAGUACAUGGAUAAUGGAUCACUGGAUAAGUACUUGUUCGGCAAAAGGCAAGAAAUUGAAUGGGGAAAGUUGCACGAUAUAGCGAUCGGGACYGCUAGAGGUCUCGCUUACCUGCACGAGGAAUGCCAUCAGAGAAUCAUUCACUAUGACAUAAAGCCUGCAAACAUUCUUCUAGACAACAACUUCUUUCCCAAAGUUGGUGAUUUUGGGCUUGCCAAGCUCUGCAACCGGGACAUCACCCACAUAUCAUUCAGUGGCUAUAGAGGCACUCCUGGAUACAUGGCACCAGAGUUUCUGAUGACCAACUAUCCGAUAACACACAAGUGCGACGUGUAUAGCUUCGGCAUGGUGUUGUUUGAGAUCAUUGGAAGAAAGAGCAAUGCUGGCACGACCAUUUCUGGGAAUCCUGAUUGGUUUCCACAGCAUGUGUGGGAUGCAUAUGAAAAUGGUAAGUUAGCUGAGUUGAUUGUUGCUUGUGGCAUUGGUGAGGAAGAUAGGGAGAAGGCAAGCAAAGCGUGCGAGGUCGCUCUCUGGUGCGUCCAGGACUCCCCCGAUGGGCGACCGCCGAUGAGUGCGGUGGUGAAGAUGUUGGAGGGAGGAGUGGAGAUAAUGCCACCACCAAAGCCAUUUCAGUAUUUGAAUUCGUUCCCAAGGAAGCUCGGUACGAGUACAACAAGUUCAGGAGAAACCAACAGUAGUACUGGUUCCGAUUCUUCCGCAAGCAGAGAAAGCAAUUCUCAAUGGUACAAGAAGACUACUACAGUCAUGAGAAAAUAUGAAAUUCAAAUGGCUACCUCUUGAUUUGAUUCCCAGAUGACUUGUAUGAUAUCCCCAAAGAAGAAAAGAGAGAUCUUUCUAAAGGUAUUGUUGUCGUUACAUUGAAAAAUAUCCUUUGUGUUUGCACUUUAUUAUGUCUGUGUUUUUUCUUUUUUUCUUCUCUUGGUGACUGUAAUGAUGUUGUUUUCCAAAAGCACUUGUGUUUUGCUUAAAAAAAACACCACUUUUCGGGAGGAAAAAUGUAUAUUCCGUCUA